Messenger RNA from Cydia strobilella, 3500 nucleotides. RefSeq lists its product as uncharacterized. NCBI's taxonomy places the organism in Eukaryota, Metazoa, Arthropoda, Insecta, Lepidoptera, Tortricidae. The record is from RefSeq and is a predicted model, not a curated record. The transcript is spliced from 2 exons. Bases 96 to 641 code for a protein of 181 amino acids.
GACGCCAUCUUGUCAACAAACUGUCAAGGCGGCCAUAGGACAUAGGUGUCCGUUGUGUGUUUUUGUGUCGAUUUUAAUCAUAAAUAACCGCCAAAAUGCCGAAAAAUAUAACCACUGAAGUGCGUGAGAUAAUAUUGAAAGUGAAAGAGUUCAUGGACGAAGAAAAACGUAUGCAAGUGCCGAUAAUUCCGUUAAGUAAAGUGUAUGUGCGGGUCUCUGCCGCUACAGGUGUAUCAGAACGUACCGUACUUAAUAUAGUCAAAGAAGCACGCCUGGUAGAACAAGGUCUUCUAGACCCCGAGACAUUAAAGAAAACACCUAAAAAACGCGUUCGUACUAAAGGCAAGAUCGAAGUCGACGAAUAUGACUUACAAGUCAUAAGACGCAAAAUCCAUGAGUUCUAUGCAUUUAAGAAGGAGGUGCCAACUAUCAACAAACUGUUACAAAUCCUAAAAGAAGAAAUCAAUUUCAAAGGGUCUCGAGAAACGCUUCGUAAAAUUCUUCGCAAAAACGGAUUCCAGUUCAGAAAGACAAAGAAUAACAAGGAGAAGGAGCCAGUUCCAGAACCUACGUCGUCAGUGCCUCCCAUGGUCCCACCCUACAUUCACACUAUGUUUAGUCAUAAAAAUAUUCAGUCGUAAGUUUUAGCUUAGAUAAUCUUGAAUGUAGUGAUAAAGGCAGUUGCGCUGGCAACAUUGGUCUGACAGGCGGCCUCAACAGUGCCACCCGUCUACGUUCUAACUUUGUCAUCCAUGUUUGGAACUGCAUAAUCUUUACUGUUGAUUAUAACGUAUGAAUUCUGUAAAAAGAUGAUAAAAAAGUAGCGAAAACUAAUGUAAUUGUACCUACGUCCUAUGCGACACUUAAAAUACUUGAAUGGCAACUAGAAAUUGUAUUUUUAUGUGUAGGAAGUUAGUAAAACACGGCCAUUGUAAUAUUAUUAAUAAUCUUUGAAAAGCUUGUGAAUAGGCUUUAAAAGUAAUAUUUAACUGUUAAUAUUAGUGGUAAAUGGUUGAAACUGACAAGAUAUUUGACAAAGCACAUCUGGAAACAAAAUGUAUAUGUACCUAUGAUUUUUAUUUUGUAUACUCAUGCGUUACUUAUAUAAAAGUAGACCAAGAAAAGUCUGCAACGAUUUCGAUAGCACACGCCGGCCGACCCACCCACCACCACCGUAGUCCACGUGCUUCUCGUAAAAUCCAGCUAUCGGUUUUACGAGAACUACCUACAACAACCACCGAACAACAUCGUGCUCUAAGAGCAUUUGGUAUUUCUACCUCUAACCGUGUCUGGCUAGAGCCCUAGAGGCCCAUAAUUCUAUUGUUUACCGUACACUGGCUAUGGCCGAUGGUCGAUAUGUUUAAAUCAAGAAAUAUUAAUUCAAUCCCACAUGGAUCCCACUUUGACGUUGGCGAAAUCAUCGACAGUAUCGAUGGAGCCAUACUACCUGAAAAAUUGAAUUGACAUAUAAAUAAUACUCGCACUGUGUAUGCUAUCAAAAUCGUUGCAGACUUUUCUUGGUCUAACUCUAGUUGACAAUUUGGAAUUUCAGGCAAUAAUUCCAGCGAUGUAUUUCAUUAAUUAUUUUGUUGUUUGAAAAGUUAUAAGCUUAAGAUAUGUAUUAUAAAAGAAUCUUCAAGCGAAUUUUUUUUUUGUUUCUUUUUUUUUUUUUUUUUUCAUCUGCCAUCGGCUUUCUUAGACAUAAUCAGAUUGUAUGUGCUAUUUUUUUUAUGAAAAAAAGAAAGCGAAUUUAUGAAUUGAAAUUAUGUAAUGGGAGACAUCUUGAGGGGAAAUAAAUUGACGCGUUCACUACCAGCGCGGGCUAUGCGCAAUGCGUGUAGCUGAACACGUACUGUUUCCGCUCUGUAGUGAAACAUACCCAUGAUCUGAGUAUCUGCUUAGCGUAGUGAGUCGCUGGCCAUGAACAUUUUAAUGGUGAACGGCAAUAAAGUUAAGCCGUACAUUUUUGCUCAGCUAUUUCAAUUUGUGAACUCUUCACUUUUGAGCUUUCUUGCUUACAAUCAACUGUAUAAACAUUCAAUCAAAUUAGCAAAGCGAAAGUAGUUUAAGACAUCUUUACACAAUAUAUACAGAGGAAACCGGUUAUAAUGACAUUGUUUACAACAAGCUAUUUAUAAGGCAAUUUGGCUGUGGAAUGAUCUUCCUUUCUCCAUUAGGCUGGCUCAGAACAAAUUCACAUUCAAGCGCAUGUUGCGCAGGCAUCUGUUUGACAAGGUUCAAUUAUAUGUAUAGUUUUGUGAAAAAAAAAAACCCUUUACAGCGUUCGGUCACCCGUUGACCACAAAUGAUGUAAGGAGUUCGAAACGUCGGUAUGUAUUAUAAAUUCAAUGGUGUAUCGGACGGAUUAUAAUCCGUUUACAUAGUUUUAUUUCAUGAGUAACUAUCGCGGUAACCAAAGACAAUAUUAUUUUACUCUAGUUGUAUGACCCUGCACUCAAUACUUUGAUUCUCAAUAAACAAUGGAUCGAUUGGCAAGUCCCGGCAAAAUGCCUAUCAUUACUUGCAUAUCACUACAUAGUAUAAAACAAAGUCGCUUCCUGCUGUCUGUCUGUCCCUAUGUAUGCUUAGAUCUUUAAAAGUAUGCAACGGAUUUUGAUGCGUUUUAUUUAAUAGAUUCAAGAGGAAGGUUUAUAUGUAUAAUACAUCAUCAUUGCACUGGUAUGAAGCCAGGGCAGGUCGCUAGUUGUUUAUAAAAUGUUAUUUGGUCGCUUUAAUAUCAUUAUAUCCGGUUUUGAUUGUACUGGUAAUAAACAGAAAUAAAAUAAUGUAAGUGUACUAAUAUUGGUUAUGAAUUCUCAGUGGCGGAUUUGCAAUCUUGGCCGCUCUAGACCCCAGGCCCUGUAGUAGGCUUGUGCCUGCUCGUUCACUACAGAGAGUGCUCCACUCUCGGUCAAUCGGUCAAACUAGUUCGGUCUUUUAGUUCCUGUAGUUCAGUUUGGUUGUUUAACUUGUUGAGAGCCGGAAUUGAAUAGGUAUCGGUUUUACACUCUAUUAUUUUCCAAUAUUUGGCAACUAAAUAUAAUGAAGUGAUAUGAUUAUGUUGAUAUUAAACAUUAAAACACCUUAACACAACAAAAAAUAGCUAAAUAGAAAAAUAUUUGAUUUUCUUUCUUCGGGCUUUGGUGUGUUACAUCGUUCAUUGAUCUCGUCACAGGGCGGACACGCUAUACAUCAAAAAUCACUUGCGUUUCUAUGUGUGAACGGCACGUCUGUACACGCGGCAUGCGUCAUUGUGUGAGUAAGUUGUUUAAAAAUAGUACUGAGUGGCCGGCAAACGGCCGUCAAUCUGGUGUCGCGGGGCGAGGUAAUUCGAGUCGGGGCGGGGCGGUGCGUGGCCGUUCUGUAUGAUAAUACUAUUACUUAUUCUGUGAUCACGUUCACACUUGUGAUAGCGACAGCGACAUUGUGAACCGUUUGUUUCCGUCCGUUUUCCAUUUCACUCAGUCAAGCGCUCUCCAAUCCCACUGAACUAAAGACCC